CCUUCAGCGUCAGACUGCUGCUUUCUCUGAACAGCAUCUUCGGCAAUGGCGGAUUACGAUAACUACGAUGACCGGGAUCGGGCGUACGGGAGCUUCGGUGGCGGAAGAGGACCCCGAGGUGGUGGUGGUCCGAGCGGACCCCGAAAGCAGAAGGAACUUCCCACAGAGCCUCCUUACACAGCGUAUGUUGGCAACCUGCCCUUCAACACAGUGCAAGGAGACAUAGAUGCCAUUUUCAGAGACCUCAGCGUCAGGAGCGUGCGACUAGUCCGAGACAAAGAGACAGACAAGUUCAAAGGUUUCUGUUAUGUGGAGUUCGACGACUUGGAAUCUCUGAAAGAGGCUUUGACAUACGACGGUGCUCUGUUAGGAGAUCGAUCUUUGAGGGUGGACAUCGCAGAGGGACGAAGGCAAGAACGUGGCGGCGGAGGCUUCGGCUUCCGGAAAGACGACAGAGGCCGCGGUGGCUCCCGUGGGGCCCGAGGAGGGGGACGAGACUCCAGAGAAGACUUCGACCAGUCUGGAGGAGGUGCGGCGUGUGAAAUGGGAUUUAGAGAUGAUGACUUCAUGGGUGGGAGGAGUCGAGGAGGCGGUCGCCCUGGCGACAGAAGGGGGGGUGCUGGAGGCGGAGGUGGCGGCGGCAUGGGACGCUUCAGAGAUGGACCUCCUCGUGGAGGCCAGACAGACUUCAGAGAACCAUCUGACGAGGAAAGGGCGCAGAGACCAAGGCUACAGCUGAAGCCACGUACAGUGGCAGGUCCCCUUAACCAAGUGGCCAACCCCAACUCGGCCAUCUUUGGGGGUGCCAAACCCAGGGAGGAGAAUUAAUAUCUGUGUCAGUGUGGCUGCAUUAUUCCGGAAGGCUAUACUGGAUCCUGGCUUUGAUCACCAUAAAAUCUUUCAAAGACGUCUCCCAGCGACACGCAGGCAGAGGCACGAGGUGCUGGUCUCCUCUCGAAUCCAAACGAGCCCUCUUCCGAUUGGCUUUUAAAAAAAAAGCUUGUGGAGGUGGGGCUUCUAGAACGGGGGCGGGGCAUAGUCUUAACUCCGCCUCUGCCUGUUUUUGCUGACUCCUCCCACACGCCUCAGAGAACCCUAACUUGGAGGACAACUCCAUUUCCAGGUUGAUACCAUUGUGUUUAAGGACUUCAAGAUCUCUUUCCCUUUCCAAAGUAUCUUUGUGUUUCGAAUUUGUAGACGCGAGGGCAUAAAAGCCGGCGUGUCAUUUUAUAUUUUGCUCUUUAAAUUUCUUUACUGUAUUUGAAAAUUAAAAAAACGACAACACAUUGAGCUUGAUUCUUAAUUAAACCAUUUCAAAGUGAA
This is a messenger RNA of Danio aesculapii, 1323 nucleotides long. RefSeq names its product eukaryotic translation initiation factor 4h (gene eif4h). Bases 46 to 828 code for a protein of 260 amino acids. The record is from RefSeq and is a predicted model, not a curated record. Gene Ontology annotation, molecular function: RNA binding. Lineage: Eukaryota; Metazoa; Chordata; Actinopteri; Cypriniformes; Danionidae. The transcript is spliced from 8 exons.